Messenger RNA from Sesamum indicum (sesame), 1253 nucleotides. NCBI's taxonomy places the organism in Eukaryota, Viridiplantae, Streptophyta, Magnoliopsida, Lamiales, Pedaliaceae. The record is from RefSeq and is a predicted model, not a curated record.
AUGACUUCUGUUUUCCAUAAACUUGUUUUCCCUGUUCUUGUUUUGUGCUGCUGCUUGUUUUUUUGUGUACCCCAAUGCGCAAAUGCUCAUCCUCUCAAGAUUUGCAAGUUCGAUCAGAUUUAUCAACUCGGCGACUCUAUUUCCGACACCGGAAACUUGAUCCGGGAGGUCCCAAUUGGGGCGGCCACGGCAUUCGCAAGACUACCAUACGGCCAAACGUUCUUCAAGAAUGCUACCGGACGGUGCUCCAAUGGCCUUCUUAUGAUUGAUUAUAUUGAUUUUGAGCAUGGCGUCAACUUUGCCGUGGCAGGUUCCACCGCAUUGCCAUCUCAGGUGUUGGCUGCCCAACACAUAUUUUCUCCGGUGACCACCAGUUCUCUCAACGUCCAAUUGGACUGGAUGUUCACCCAUUUCAGUUCCAUUUGCCUUAACUCUAGAGAUUGUGCUGAGAAACUCCAAAAUGCUCUGUUCAUGGUUGGGGAAAUCGGUGGAAACGACUACAACUAUGCGAUUUUCCAAGGAAAAACAAUGGAGGAGUUGAGAAGCAUGGUGCCCGAUGUUGUUGCUACCAUCGUCGAUGCUGCCAGGAGAGUAAUUGAAGUAGGGGGUAACAGAGUGGUGAUCCCUGGAAACUUCCCCAUCGGUUGCCUCCCGAUUUACAAAACAGCCUUCCAAACCAACAUCUCUGCAGCUUAUGAUAAGAAUCACUGCUUGAAGCAUCUGAAUGACUUCGCCAAAUACCACAAUAAAGAGCUGCAAAACGCCAUCUACACACUCAAACAAGAGAAGCCCAAUGCUGUGAUUGUCUACGGGGAUUACUACAAUGCCUACCAAUUUCUACUCCAAGUUGCAACUUCUCACGGAUUUGAGAGAGAAAAAGCUUGCUGCGGAACAGGAGGAAAGUACAAUUUCAACAUGACGAGAAUGUGUGGAGGUGCAGGUGUUAAAGUAUGCUCAAAUCCAAAACGAUACAUGAGUUGGGACGGAGUGCAUUUGACUCAAGAAGGCUAUAAGAUCAUGGCUGCAUGGCUUGUCAACAACAUCUUCCCGCACCUCCUCUGCCAUUUCUGAAGUAGAGUAAUUCAGCUUUCUGGCUAAACAACGCUGCUAGUUAGGUUUAAUAUGCUCAAAGGGCUAGUCCUGUAUUAGGUUGCAUAAAGCUGAAAGAGGGUAAUUCUUAGGGGGGUAGACUCUGCAACUAUUUAGGUACAAUAAGCUUGAUGUUUCUUUUAUUAAUUUCAGUUUUCAUUUAA